CUCCAACUUUCAAAUCCCUUACUCACUCUUCCUUCAGUUAGUCCUGACGAAGGGUCUCGGCCUGAAACGUCGACUGUACCUCUUCCUACAGAUGCUGCUUGGCCUGCUGCGUUCACCAAUUGCGUGACAGAGUUUCAGCUCACUGGGAGAGAGUUCCACUCUGACUGCUUCUGCCUGCUUCAAACACAUGGACAGGACCAGCCGGGAGCCUGUGCACUGAAGAGAGAAGAGAGAUCAUAGUAACACCAGCCUGCAUCUUCAAAAACGAUUGGCUUCGCGAUGAACUCCACAGUAAGUCCAGGCAUGAACGUGAACGAGUCAGCCAGUCCCGACCUCCCCUGCAACCAGACCUUGUGUGGAAUUAAGUUUAAGGAAUACAGCAUUGCGUUGGCGGUAAUGUACAGCAUCACCUUCAUUGUGAGCGUGACCAUGAACUGUCUGACUCUGUGGCCAAUCAUCUUACAAGUCAAGCAGAGGAACACCCUUGGAAUUUACCUUUUAAGCCUCGCCAUAUCUGAUCUCCUCUAUGCUUUGACCAUACCUCUCUGGGUCAUCUACUACUAUAAUGAUCACCAGUGGAAGUUUGGAUGGAUUACCUGCCAUCUCUCAGGAUUCAUCUUCUACUCCAAUGUCUACAUCAGCAUCCUGCUUCUCUGUUGCAUCUCCAUAGACCGCUACCUCACCAUUGUCUAUCCGAUGCAAUCGAAGAAAUUCCGCCGGCCCGGCAUGGCUAUAAAGGUCAGCCUCCUCAUAUUCCUGUCUGUCUUUGCUUUGCAUCUCUUCAUCAUCUUCGGGACAGUCCUCGACAAAGAGCCCGACAUGGCCAACCUGACGUGCUUUGAGCACAUCCCGCUCAUCAAGCUGGUGGCGGUCGCGAACUACGGCCGGAUUUUCUUUGGGUUCCUGCUCCCGCUUCUGCUUAUGAUAUUCUGUUACCAGCGGAUCUUCAGGGAAAUCAGGAAGAGCUCGACUCUUCAGAAAGAGAAAAAGGCCAAAGUAAAACAGCUCUCGAUAUCAGUCAUCGUCAUUUUCCUCGUCUGCUUUGGCCCCUAUCAUCUCAUUCUCCUGUUUAGGUCAAUUAACUUCUCUCUGAUGGACUGCGUUUGUCACUUUGAACGGCAGGUUCUUCUCUACUUCAGCAUUUCCUUGGCCAUCUCCAGCUUCAACAGUGCGUUGGAUCCAAUCCUUUAUGUACUGGUCAGUAAAAACGCCACAAAGGACCUGAAGAAGUCUUUUGCCACUAUUGGACAUCGAAAUUUCAGAAAGAAAUCCUCAAACACUUCUCCAACUUUGAUCAGCAGGGUUACGUUUUGACCUGACCAUGACCACAGUGGUGGCGCGAUGGGUAGAGACACUGUCUCACAGCUUCGGGGGCCCAAGGUCAAAACGACCUCCAGCACUCUGCGUGUGAAGCUUCCACACUUGCCCAGUGACCGCGUGGCCUUCCUCCGAUAUCCCAAAGA
Mobula hypostoma (lesser devil ray) is the source of this 1463-nucleotide messenger RNA. Its product is annotated as probable G-protein coupled receptor 132. Gene Ontology annotation, biological process: G protein-coupled receptor signaling pathway; negative regulation of G2/M transition of mitotic cell cycle; G1/S transition of mitotic cell cycle. The record is from RefSeq and is a predicted model, not a curated record. The transcript is spliced from 3 exons. Gene Ontology annotation, molecular function: G protein-coupled receptor activity. The coding region runs from base 280 to 1314 and encodes 344 amino acids. Gene Ontology annotation, cellular component: membrane. Lineage: Eukaryota; Metazoa; Chordata; Chondrichthyes; Myliobatiformes; Myliobatidae.